AAAAACAAAACUUGGUGAAAAGAAACUGCGUGUUCGUAUUCUUGUUUAUGCCGAUGAUUUACCGGCUCAUCUUCGACCAACAAAACCAAAUGAAUCCAGAGUAUCUAUGUCUGUACCUAAACAUCUUGCUGAAAAGGCUGCAAGAAGACGUUCGAGAGAAGAAGCAAAACCUAAAGAAAAAAUCUUAAUCGUGCCUGUAAAUGCAACAGUUAGACAGAUUAUAGAAAAAGCGAUGGAUAAAAUUGGCAUCACUGAGGGCAUUGUUGAUGAUGGUGGAAGAAUACAUGACAAUAAGAAUAAUGAUAAGUUACUAUAUAGACUUAUGGUUAUAGUUGACGGUGAAGAAAAAUUGGUUAACCCGAAUGCUGAUAUAGUUUCUGUAUAUCCAAAACCACCGGAUAUUCGUCAUUUUUCAAUGGAUUCUAUAGAUUCUGCAUCAUCUACUGGGUUGGAUUAUCGCCCUGAUGAGUCUAUAUUUGUUCUUAGGCUUUUAAAACCAGAAGAUCGACAGCAACGUGCAAUGCCAUCAGCCGAUGAAGUAAAGCGAUAUACUCAAGCAAUAGAAAUAAAAGUUAAUAAUCAGGAAUCCAGGGAUAUAGAAGAAGAAGAAGAAUUGUCAAAAAAACUGCUUAUUGAACGACAACGUCAAUAUAGUAAAGAAAAACAAAAUUCCAUUAUUUCGUCAAAAAAAAAUCAAGAACAAGGUGUCGAUAUUGUUACUGAUAUGGGUGCUAUUCGAAGUUCACGUGUCUUUGGAAACAGAGUACGGUAUUCCUUUAUUUCAGCAGGUGGAGAUACGGUUGAUAUUAGCAAGCUCAUUGAAGAUAUGUGGGGUGAUGAUGAAUUAUUGAACGACCAAAUGGAUAAUCUAUCACCAUUAGAUCAAUCCGAUGGAAAUGUAGAUUCAUUAACGGUUGAUGUUAAACAACAAAGACGUAGAAGUACAACACAAGAAGUUGAUAUUUUAGAGAAACUAAUGACUAAUCAAAAUAGUGGAGAAUUAGUGGGAAAUAAAAUUGAUCAAGUAUUGAAAAAGGUUAAAGCUGGUCAAUAUGAAGGCGGUGAUGUUCCAAGUAUUACUUCCGCAAUUCGUAAUCGACGAGAUAAUGAGGUAUCACAAACGGUUAAAGCUGAUCAAUAUGAAGGCGAUGAUGUUCCAAGUAUUACUUCCGCAAUUCGUAAUCGACGAGAUAAUGAAGUAUCACAAACUUUACAAUAUAAACCUGAUAACUCUAUUGAGAGCACUAGCGAUUUUACUGAUGGUUUAUCUUUUACUACCGAUAACAACUUAUUAUCUCAAAAUACAAAUGAAAGACAAAAUAUUACAACUUCUUAUUUAGAAAAUGAUUGGAUUUUAUCGGAUGAUUAUGGAUUGCAAGAACUUUUAAUACUUGUUAGAUCAGGAGUAAACAUGUUGGAAAUGAAGGAAAGGAGGAGGAGCGGAUGGCAUUUACAUGAUGAUCCUGAAAAAAUUCUUGAACGGAUUAAUCCUGCAGAUAUUAGAGAUGAAAUUAAAUCAGUAUUUGAAUGUGUAAAUGAUGAGCUUGAUAUAUUAGAAUCGGUAAGCUUUGAUAAUUUAUACCUUUUAUUUAUUUCUGCAAUUAUUUGUUAA
Scutellospora calospora is the source of this 1612-nucleotide messenger RNA. The record is from the annotation of a GenBank genome assembly. NCBI's taxonomy places the organism in Eukaryota, Fungi, Glomeromycota, Glomeromycetes, Diversisporales, Gigasporaceae.